Messenger RNA from Medicago truncatula (barrel medic), 2428 nucleotides. Its product is annotated as protein NUCLEAR FUSION DEFECTIVE 4. Bases 243 to 1970 code for a protein of 575 amino acids. The record is from RefSeq and is a predicted model, not a curated record. Gene Ontology annotation, cellular component: membrane. The transcript has 3 exons. NCBI's taxonomy places the organism in Eukaryota, Viridiplantae, Streptophyta, Magnoliopsida, Fabales, Fabaceae.
GGAACAUCCCGCAACGCGCGAGGCACACGGGUAUUAAGGUACGGGUACUAAGGUAGCAAGGUAUAGCAAGUAAGUAAUACAAGCACAUACAUACGUACCACAUAUAAGUAUGCUUCUGACACCGACCAUUCAGUCUUCUUUGCCUCUUGUUCUUCACUUAUAUUCAUCAUCCUUGCUUUGAGUUUGAGUAACUGUUCACAUAAACAACAACUUAUAAGAGAGGCUAAUCUAAGCUCAGCUCAAUGUUGAAGGUGAAGGGAGGAACAAGACCACCAUGGGUAGGACUUGGAGCUGCAGUAUGGGUUCAAAUAGCAGUUGGAAAUGCUUACACAUUCCCACUUUACUCACCUUCCUUCAAAUCAGUUCUUGGUUUCAAUCAAAGUCAAGUUACUCUUCUUGGUGUUGCCAAUGAUAUUGGUGAAAAUGUUGGACUUCUUCCUGGUAUUGUUUGCAACAAGUUCCCUCCUUGGCUUAUGCUUUUCAUUGGUGCUGUCUUAUCUUUCCUUGGUUUUGGUCUUCUCUGGCUCUCUGUCUCAAACACACUUCUAGUUCCCUCCCUUCCCUAUCCUUUGCUAUGGUUUGCACUUGCUAUUGCUACCAACAGUUGUGCAUGGUUAACAACUGCUAUUCUUGUGACCAACAUGAGAAAUUUCCCUAUCAGUAGAGGAACAGUUGCAGGAAUAUUGAAAGGUUAUGGAGGAAUCAGUGCCGCAGUUUUCACCGAAAUAUUUAGAGCAAUUCUUCAUAAUUCAUCUUCUAAUUUCCUGUUAUUCCUUGCCAUCGGGAUUCCUGUUUUGUGCUUCACUGUCAUGUUUCUUGUUCGUCCUUGUACUCCGGUUACUGGAGAUAGUUCUUCAGAAAAAUGCCAUUUUCUUUUCAUCCAAGUUUCAAGUGUGGCCUUGGGUGUAUAUUUACUUGUAACAACCACACUUGAUUACAUUCUACAUAUAAAUUCUACCGUGUCUUAUGUUUUGGUGGCUGUGAUGAUUCUUCUUCUCAUGGCUCCACUUGCUAUCCCUAUAAAGAUGACAUUUUUUCCCCAAAAGAUCACUGAAUCAGAAGAAAAUGAGCAAAGUGUUGGAUCUUCUGAUUGUUUGUUUCAAGAAGGCAAAGAAGAAAACACAAAAUCCCUUUUACAAUCUUCUUCGGCUACCAUACUUGGUAGUUUAUGCGAUGCUGAUGGUUCAUCUGAUGUUGAUAUGCUUCUUGCUGAGGGUGAAGGAGCAGUAGUACCUUCAAAGAAGAGAAGGCCUAGAAGAGGGGAAGAUUUUACAUUUUUUGAGGCAUUGGUUAAAGCUGAUUUCUGGCUGUUAUUUUUUGUAUACUUUGUUGGUGUUGGAACUGGUGUUACUGUUAUUAAUAAUCUGGCUCAAGUAGGUGCUGCUCAAGGUGUGGAAGAUAUCACUAUCUUACUCUCAGUUUUCAGUUUUUUCAAUUUUGUCGGACGGCUUGGUGGAGGAGUUGUUUCUGAACAUUUUGUUAGGAAGAAAACGAUCCCACGGACGGUAUGGAUGACAUGCACCCAGAUAGUUAUGAUAAUCUUGUACCUUCUAUUUGCAUUUGCCAUCAAAGGAACACUUUAUCCAGCAGUUGGAGUUCUUGGAAUCUGCUACGGAGUGCAAUUCUCAAUAUUGAUUCCAACCGUUUCAGAGCUUUUUGGUUUGGAGCACUUUGGCUUAUUUUUCAACUUCAUGUCAUUAGGUAAUCCACUUGGGGCAUUACUUUUCUCGGCUCUUCUAGCCGGGCGUAUAUACGACAGUGAGUUGGCAAAGCAACAAGGUUUUGGUCUCAUUGUUUCAAGUGUUUCAUGUGUUGGUCCAGAUUGUUUUAAGGUUACUUUUUUGGUUCUUGCUGCUGUUUGUGCUGCUGGCACCAUUUCCAGCAUUAUCUUGACUAUAAGAAUUAAGCCCGUUUACCAAAUGCUUUAUGCUGGCGGUUCUUUUAGGCUACCUCAAAUGUCAUGCAAUUAAGAAGUAGAGUGAAGUUUAAUAUAUAGCCAAUAAAGAAGACCGCUCCUUGAAGGGUUGUUGCAAAAUAUAUCCUCUGUAGCCGAUGUUUUAUGAUGCCACCGGCUGCAGACCAGCAGUUGAGGAUCUAUGUCCGGUUUAUUGAGGUCUAUUUCCUGGUCUGCUGCGUAUUAGAUAAUUAGUUUUGGCUUCAAUAGGUGUGGGACUACUGGUUUAGUGUAAUGAAGUUGAGAAUUAUUGUAUUUAACUAGAAAAUGUGUUUUUAAGCAUGUAUGUUAGGUAUGGUAAUGGUAUUGACUACUGAGAAAGGUAUUGAAUCUAUGAGAUAAUUGGAAUGAUAUGUAAUCUGUAUGGAGAAAUAUAUGAAUGGAAAGGAAUUGAAUGACCAGAUACUUGGAAUGAUCACAUUUUUUUUUAUUACAAUUAUCACAUAUUUCUUUAUGUGAUGAUAGUAGUUCUUU